AUGGAUGCCUAUCUCUGGUCGCAUUCGGCCUCUCAAUUGACUUUCUAUUUAAGUUUGACCAUAACGUCUAAUUUCUGUGACGGUUUGCUUAUCCGUCUGCCCAGCUCCCCGACUGUCAGGCUCCCAAAGUUGUACUGGUUUAUUCGAAACGGACAUCACCGACUGACAACGUCUUCGCUUGAUUUCCGAAAUCCUCCCACCCCUUUUCUCCGCGAGAUCUCUUCUCCUCUGGUUAACGAUAGGCCCUUGAUCCGAGCGUCUCCUUUUUACUUGUCCCGUCGUAUCCUCGUCAUUUCCGAGCUUGAUUAG
Molecule: messenger RNA, 309 nt
Organism: Protopolystoma xenopodis
Lineage: Eukaryota; Metazoa; Platyhelminthes; Monogenea; Polystomatidea; Polystomatidae
Source: the annotation of a GenBank genome assembly